GGUAAGGAAUGCGGCGUUUGGUGCAUGGCGAGCACUUGCGGCGAAUGGGACGGAAUUACAUGCCUACAUGCUUUCUAUUCAAUCGUAAACUUUGCUUCCUGGUUGACGCCGGGUGUGUCCACCUUCAUCUGUGCCUUCAGACUCGUGGUGGUCUCCGGUUCAUCAAGUACAACCUCGUCCAGGUUGGACCCGCUCUUGCGGGCGAGUUCAAUGUCUUCGUCCGAGUCGUCGUCUUCUUCCUUGCUUUCCUCUUCGUCACCCACUUGGUGAUCCGUGCUGUCGCCCGCGGCCGUCGAGUGGUAUCGGAAUCGGUUGCGGAUCAUGACGAGGCCGGCCACAAUGAGGCCCGCCGCGACGACGGCGGCGACAGCGGCGGCAAUCACAAAAGGGUCGCCGCUUUCCAAUCGAUGGUAGUACUCUGCGAUCGCCGACGUGUGCUCGACGUGCUCGACUUUUUGCUUGGCAUAGUCGGCAUUCUGCACUGGGUUCUGGCAAAUUUCUGUGCCGUUGACAACGCCAAUCCAGUUGGUCACGAUCGAGUCCUUGACGUGGCCACACAUCGUCAGCUUGAACUCGUCGACUUGGCGUUCGUCAAAAUGCAGAAUGUACUCGCCGCCAACCUCAUCGUCGUCGUCGCUGUUGCACUUGACGUGUGCCACGACCGAGUACAUCUGGCCGCCGCUCUUGGACGUGUUGCCCAUAAACUUUUCGAACGAGACCAGGUCGACGUGAAAUGCAUCGCAGGUCGAGUUUGUGUACGUGGCAAACGCAGCAGUCGAGGCCUUCACCAACGAGUCAGGACGGGAAUCGUCAAUACCAAUCCACUCCGCUUCUUCGCCUUCAUUGGCGGAACCCAUGGAUUCCGGGGUUGCAGUUGUGGUAGCAGCGUCGAUCGUUGUCGAGACGGUUGAAUUGGUGGCAGCAACGGUAGUUGGUGUGGCAGUUGUGGUGACUUCAGGCGCAGCUGGGGAGGCCGUCGUUGCUGGCGCGACUGUACUGGUGGUAGCAGGAGUCAAUAUGGUCUCAGUUGUAGCUGCGGCUGCAGUCGUGGUGUUUGCCGUUGAAACGACUGCAAUAGAAGUGGUGGGUGCGACCGUCGCCGAUUCUGCAUGUUCAGGAGCGACCGAGGAUGCAGGUGGGGCUGAAGAGGUCACUUGCGUUGGAUCCGAAUGGGGUGUGACUGGGGCGGUUGAUUCUGUGGUGGAAUUCGCGGUAGGUGCUGCUGUGGAGGCCGACGUGGUGGGUUGUACUGCGGGAGCCGCGGAAGCGUUUGUCGUGGUCAUUUCUGGCGCAGUUGUCGUCGAAGUCGUCGUUGGGACAACGGUGGUUGCAGUGGUCGUUGGAGCGGCCGACGGUGUUACAAUGGUCACGACUGGCGUUGUCUCGCCGGCAGCAGAGGCUUGACGCGCUUCCGAUGGCUCUGCCAUACUUGUCUCGAGG
Messenger RNA from Aphanomyces invadans, 1440 nucleotides. RefSeq lists its product as hypothetical. The record is from RefSeq and is a predicted model, not a curated record. Lineage: Eukaryota; Oomycota; Saprolegniomycetes; Saprolegniales; Verrucalvaceae. The transcript has a single exon. The coding region runs from base 9 to 911 and encodes 300 amino acids.